AUGAAGUCUCUUCUUUUUCUAGCACUCAGCGUGAAUCUGGCAUCAGCAGCGACACACUCUCUGCAGUACUUCUGCACUGCAGUUACUCCAGGAAUAAACUUCCCAGAGUUCUGUGUGGCUGGUAUGCUGGAUGGGGAGCAGUUUGUGUACUAUGACAGUAACAUCAGUAAGAUGGUCCCCAAAACAGAGUGGAUGAAGAAGAGUGACGCUGAUGAUCCAGAUUACUGGAACAGUGAGACCCAGAUUAGUGAGCGUCAUCAGGAGAACUUCAGAACCAGUGUGGAUAAUCUAAUGCAGCGCUUCAACCAGAGCACAGGAGUUCACACAGUGCAGUGGAUGUACGGCUGUGAACUGCAUGAUGAUGGAACCAAGAGAGGAUUUGACCAGUACGGUUAUGAUGGAGAAGACUUCAUCAGUCUGGAUCUGAACACUCUCACCUGGACUGCAGCCAACGUUAGAGCUGUUAUUACCAAACAGAAGUGGGAGAGUACAGCCUGGGCUGCUCAGGUGAAGAACUACCUGGAGAACACCUGCACUGAGUGGUUACUGAAGUAUGUGGGUUACGGCAGAUCCGCUCUGGAGAGGAAAGUCUCUCCUGAGGUGUCUCUAUUCCAGAGGGACUCUUCUUCUCCAGUGGUGUGUCAUGCUACAGGUUUCUUCCCCAAAGCAGUGAUGAUCUCCUGGCAGAAGAAUGGAGAGGAUCUGCAUAAGGAUGUGGAGCUCAGAGAGACGCUACCCAACCAGGAUGGAACCUUCCAGAAGAGGAGCGUUCUGACUGUCUCACCUGAGGAGCUGGACAGGAAUUACUUCGCCUGUAUCAUUCUUCACAGCAGCCUGGAGAAGGAGAUAGAGCUGCCGGUGUCUGUUCGCAGAAUCCUUCAAGGUAGGAAUCUGAUUCUGGAAAAAAAUAUUUAAGAAAUAAUUUAUUUUUUUCAUAUUGAUUUGACUGGCGAAGUAGAAACAGGACACUGACCCAGAUUUAACACACUGUGUUUCAGACGGAAGCUCAAGUUUCAGAAUUAUCAUCAUUAUAUUUGCAGCCGUUCUUCUGCUCUUUGCACUGUGGAUGAUGGUGAAAGAGUGUGGUAAGGAAACCAGAGCAGAUAUCAGUCUGUAUGAAGCGACGCACUGAGAGUGUAAACAUACAGUACUGUGAAAGAGUGUUCUGACUUUUUUUGCUUUUGCAAAUAUGUCAAACCAACCAAAAUGUAAUAUAAGACAAAGACAACAAAAGUAAACACAAAAUACAGGUUUUACAUGACCAUUUAAUUCUCACUUACGGAUGGCUGUGGCAUCACUGGGGUUCAAACUCACAGUCUCCACCUAGGGGUGAAUUUUAUUUUAACUUUGAAAAGUAAUGAAAUGAAAUGAUGUGGUGCAAGGGUCUAUGUAUUCACUCCAGCAUCAGCAGGUUGUGAGUUUGGACCCCAGCUGUGCCUCAGCUGUCCAUAUCUGGAGGCCCAAGAGGAGAAAAUGCCUGGUGAAACUGUGUGAUGGAAAGGGUUCCAGCUGUUGGAGACACUGUGUAAAAAAGCUAAUUCUGUAUUAUUUACUUUACUGAGAAAUGAGAGUUUUGACUCAACUAAGAAGUUGGGAUAACUCAAGAGAAGGUGUGUAAUCAGUUGCCUUAUCAUUAAGUCCAUAUUUUGACAUUAAUGUAUGAAAAUUGCAUUGCUAAGCAAUACGCCUGGGCAAUAUUUACAAAUAAUUAGCAUGAUAUUUUCUAGUUAAAAAAAAGGUGAUUAUUGAUUAUAUUGGCUCCCAAACGUGGUUUGCUGCAGCCUUGACCUACUUUCUAUUCUAUUUUGUGUACAUGCUUUUUAAAAGUUUUAAUGAAUAUUUUUAACAAACCACAUAUUAAAUGAUGUAAUACUGAGUAACCCAACAUCUUUUAAAAACUACUUCACCUGUCAUUAUAAUAAACGUUACUGUAAACAGGUGUGUUAAAGAGCUCCUUCUGGUGUAGAUUCAUGGUAAUUUGUGUGCUAAUGGCGCUCCCUGCU
Messenger RNA from Colossoma macropomum (tambaqui), 2003 nucleotides. RefSeq names its product H-2 class I histocompatibility antigen, Q9 alpha chain-like. Gene Ontology annotation, cellular component: external side of plasma membrane. The record is from RefSeq and is a predicted model, not a curated record. Gene Ontology annotation, biological process: immune response. The coding region runs from base 1 to 915 and encodes 304 amino acids. The transcript is spliced from 4 exons. NCBI's taxonomy places the organism in Eukaryota, Metazoa, Chordata, Actinopteri, Characiformes, Serrasalmidae.